GAUAUUAUGUUACACUACGGCGCAGUUUUUUGUGGCAAUGAUGCUGACGUACGGCAUCCGAACCAAAUCAGUUUUUUUUAUGGAGAAUCUGAAUGUGGAAACCGGGAUCGAAGCAGUGAUCAUUCUAGCCCUGCAACUCGUGGCAAUGGUUUUCGUCGCUGAAAAGGUUCAAGAAAUCGCACCAACGAUUUCCCUGAGUGCAACCAUGGAAAACACCGGAUCGCAGGGGAAUUUGCCGUACAUGUCGUUACAGCUGUUAUCGAACUUAAACAGUUCCAAUGCACCUGGAUUCAGCGUGGCCGGAAUAUGCGGCAUUAAUCGAGCAUUUUUGGCAGCGAUGAUCGGCUUGAUUUCAACGUAUGUCCUUUUAACGUGGGAUAAGAAUGAAGCAGUUAUACACUGCGUUCAGCAGCCUGAAUGUUAACAAUCAUUUUUAACCUGUUUGUAUUGCACUAUGUAGCAAGGCG
Molecule: messenger RNA, 467 nt
Organism: Paramacrobiotus metropolitanus
Lineage: Eukaryota; Metazoa; Tardigrada; Eutardigrada; Parachela; Macrobiotidae
Exons: 3
Coding region: 38-424 (128 amino acids)
Source: RefSeq, a predicted model, not a curated record